Molecule: messenger RNA, 651 nt
Organism: Cryptomeria japonica (Japanese cedar)
Lineage: Eukaryota; Viridiplantae; Streptophyta; Pinopsida; Cupressales; Cupressaceae
Product: MYB31 transcription factor31-like
Exons: 3
Coding region: 1-651 (216 amino acids)
Source: RefSeq, a predicted model, not a curated record
AUGGCUAGCGGCUCAGAUUUGAAGAAGGGGUAUUGGACAAAAGAGGAAGACAGUCUUCUCAAACAACAUAUCCAACGUCACGGGGAAGGUCGCUGGAGUGACAUUCCUAAAACAGCAGGUUUGUUGCGAUGUGGCCGGAGUUGCAGGUUACGGUGGUUGAAUCAUCUUCGCCCAAAUGUAAAGCAUGGAAACAUUUCACAGGACGAAGAGGAGCUUAUCAUAAGGCUGCAAAAACUUCUUGGGAACAGAUGGUCAUUGAUUGCGGGUCGGAUACCUGGAAGAACAGACAACGAGGUGAAGAACUACUGGUAUAGCCGGUUGAAACAUAGGGUGCUCGGCAAUAAAGUAACAAGACCUUUGGUUACCAGAUUAACUGCUAAACCUUUAAACAAUCCAGACAAGUCUAGUCUGCCCACAGAAAUUGAAUCUGAAAAAAUUGCAGCAAUAUGGAAAGACACGCGUACAGAAGCACAAGAGCAGCAUAUUGGAGAAGAAAACGAGAAUCCAUCUAAAUUUCAUGCAAUUGAAAGAGAUGGCAUCCCAAGCUGUCAAUCCGCCUCUUUUGCUGAUGAGCUGUUGUCACCUUUUAAUUUCUAUUUGUUUGAAGAGACAAUCCCCCUCCUUGACUUGCGUUGUGAACAAUGGUUGUGA